UCGUCAUGAGAAGUAGGUCGAAAAAGUAUGUAGCCAAUGUUUAAUUUUCGGAUUAUUUCACUAUCAUUUACAUUUAAAUAUUCCUUUUUGUAAUGCAAAGUUUUGCAAAAUCGCCUAGAUUAUGAAUUUGGUUCACAAAUCUUAGGCAACAAGUAACCUUGGUGGAAAUAUACUCAAAGUACAUAUGGCAUAGAAGAGUAAAGAUGGCGGAUAAACAUAGCCUGAACUAUGACGUAAGGGAGCUGAAGCUAGGUGCCAGCUUCACUAACAACAAAGCAUCGCAAUAUCAUACUAUUAAAUAUGACUUUAAGCCAGCAUCUGUAGAUGUCAACAAAAUGGCGACAGUGGAUGUUGAAACUAAUAAUCAAGUGACUGUAACGGUGCCACAUUUAGAUGGCGCAGGAGUUCCACAGACAGUUUUCAAAGGCAGUCAAAGACCUUACACCAAGGAGUGUGUGCUCAUCAUAGAUAGAGUUACAGGGGAGAUCACAUUAGAGAAACUCUCCAGCAAUAUUACAGUCAAGAAAACAAGACAGGAGACAGCCCAGAAGCCCCGGCCUCUGACGCCCGUGACAGCUGACUUUAUGAACACCACGCAGCGCUCCUCCUCCCGUACCAGGGUCACCACCAACAAGCGCACCAAUAAUAACCAAGGCGCCGCCAAUGUUCAACCCAACGGUCAGCCCCGGUUCAACGCUGGGGCCCAGAAAUCGCAGAACAUGGUGCGGUCUCCGCCGCGGGUCAAGACCUCGCCCCCGCAGGCUCCGUGGUCGGGCGGCGGCAACAGUACGCACGCAUCGCUCCCUAUGAUAGGGCUGGACGAUGCGCUCGCGGGAACCUCGCCGCCGCCGGCGCCCGCCCACAAUGCGCACGGGCCCGCCCACAACGCGCACGGACCCGCCCACAACGCGCACGGGUCCGCCCACAACGCGCACGGCAGCUCACACAACGCCCACGGGCCGUCGCACAAGUCGCACGCGCCGGCCCACAACGCCCACGGACUCGCCCACAAUGCCCACGCGCCUCACGCGCCGGCACAGGCGCGCCACCUGCCCCCGCCUGCGGCGAUACCACCGCCGCCGGUGUCCAUUCCGCCGCCUGUGGCUCACACGCAACCACAAGCGGCGAGACAGGAGGACAGUUCGUCGAGCUCGUCGAGCGACAGCGAUAGCGGAAGCGGUAGCGAUAGCGACAGCGACGACAACGAUAGCGCAGCGCGCCCGCCGCUCACCAACGGUAACGCAAGCAACGCCGCGCUGCCGACCGAUGUGCUCAACGACGAUCUGUGCCUCUCAGAGUCAGGCAGUGACUCCGACUGACCGAAGCUUCCCUCUCCCCCCUACACAUACAUCCUUUAACAGCAACUCCCGGGGGGGUUUAACCCUCCCAAAAAAAGCCUGGCGAGCACUUUAUUGAUAUUCUUGUGCCUCUUCAAAUUGGGUGACUCUGACUGACCUACACAGAAUCUUUAUCCCCCCCCUACCCCACUUCCCCCUCUCACCCUUUCUCCCCUAUCCCCUCUCGCUCCUCUUUUCCCUUUGGCAUAUAAACCCUUUGACAUAAACCGCCGGGGAAAAAAACUUGGCAAGCAUCUCUAUAGAAUUCUCAAUUUUUCUAAUCUCUAAACCAAUUUGUAAGAACAAUCGAUACUUCUAUGCAUAUUUAGUACUCAAAGAGGCUUUAUGCUCACAAUUUAUUUACACUCGGUCUGAGAAUUUAUUUUAUUUUUGACAGCUCUUUAACAGAUAAAGAUGUUUGAUUGACGAUUCAAUAUAACAAUCAAUUUUAUUUAAGGAAAAUGUUCUAUCGAUUUAACACAUUGAUUUAAAACCAUUAAAAUAAAUUACUAAAGUUAAAUGUUUAAUAUAUUUUUAUUGCUUAUCUUGUUUAUAGUUAUUAUAUAUCGAUUUAUAUGUAAAUAAAAUAUGUAGUUUACACUGCCACUUAGUAUAUUUAAUAUAUAAAACUUAUGUUAAAAAAUAUGUUUGCUCUCAGAAAUGUCUAUAGAUUUAUUAUUUAAUUGUUAUAUUUAAUUAUUAUCUUUACUUAUUUAUGUAUAUUUUAAAUGGGUGUAUAACCUGAAGUAAAUAAAUUAUUAUUAUUAUUAUGUUAUAUAUUGGUAACAUAAUCUGUUAAAAAACCCAUAAAAUAUUUAUGUUCUCCUGUCAAUCAUUACAUAAUUAUAUGAGGCGUGGCAAUGUCAAAAAUAAAAUAAUUUCUUGGUUUGAUUAUAAUUCUGUAACUUUAUUUAGUAGAUUAAUCUUUCGCCUUAAUAUAAAAAAAAACAAUACGUUUAAGUUUUUGGUAUAAAUAUACAUGGAAGUAUUUUUACAAGGGACUUCAGACAACUUUUAAAAAAAUGUUGUUUCGACCCGUUUCUUUAUAUGUAUGUAUUAUUUGGCGAUAACUAUUAAUGGUUGGAACAGUUUUUAUGACUUAUUAUGCUUUUACGACAUAAAUUCCAAUUACUUUUAAUAUGGAAACUAGAUUAACCUCCAUAAUUAAUUAAAAAAAAAAGAUUUCAAAAGAAUUCAUAGUACAUGCACAUUUUUUUUUAUAUUUUCCAUCUAUUCUGACAAAAAAUGUAUGAUAAAAGUUAAACUCCGAGAUAAAACGUUAUUAUUUUCAGAAAAUACUCGACAUAUUUCAAACAUAUGUGCGCACUGUCGCCGUUCCCGGAGAAUAAAAUUGUAAUUGUAAAAAAACUAAUUUUUCAGGAACAAUAAAAAAAUUUUUGGCGAUUGUUGACAAAGUAAUAGACUUAGAUAAAAGUGAGAAAACUCGAAUCAAAGCUAAUAGUUAUAGCUUUUGUUAAGCUUGAUUGACAAAAGCCUAGAUAUAAUAAUCAAUUUAAAAAUGUAAUGUUACCGAAAAUAAAUCAUCAUUAUCUAAACGAUAACUGAUUUUAUCAUAAUCAAGUCUUAAAUUUUGAGUAUUGGAAGAUAACUGCAUAAAAAUUACGAAAAAAAUUGAGCAGAUUUUUUUUCAGAUUUCCAAAAAUGAAAUAAUACUAAAACACGUGUAAUGGCAGUUACCAUUUUAUUCUCCGGGAACGGUGCUAUGUGAAAUUCUAUUGGUUGCCUGAUUUCUAAGAAAAUUACGUAACUCUUCGAAUGGACCAAUAGCGAACGUUUUUAUUGAAUUUCCCGGGGAUUUACACAGAAUUUUUGUAUACUAGAAGUAUACACAGAAUUCUUUGAGUAUUUUUUUUUUAUUCUGCGUGCAUCAAACGCAAGACAAAAACGUUUAAGCGUAUACAUAUCACUAGAAGCACUAUUAGAGUACUUCUAGGCAAGGCAAAAUGCUAUACUAGAUUUUUGAUAUUGUGACGUGUAGAGUUAAAUGAACCGUAAUUGUCUUCCUUUAAAGUCGUAAAUGCUAUGAGAUUUUUGUUCUGCAAAGAUUUUGAUAAGGACGGCUUUAAAUGGGUUGAUUAGUUGACGUGUAAAUGGUAUUAAAAAGUUAUGGUGUUUGAAAAGUUGUACAAUGUACAUUCUGUUUUGGAAUUGGAUGGCCCUGGACUUUUAUUUCGAAAAUCUAAAAGGACUCUUAGGAAUUUAUAAAUUGACUGAGGUCUGGACUUGACACAUAUAUGAUAUCCAUACAAAAAGUUAUAUAAAAAUCGCUUUCGAUACUGUUGUUGUUUAUCGAUAACACAAUAGGAUCGAUAGUUUCAAUACAACACUGCCUAAAACUAUAUUAUAGCUUUCCAAUAUGAUCCAUACUGGAAACAAGUAGAUAUAUGAAUAAUUCUGCUAUUUAAUUGCAUUAUCAUAAAAAGUGGAAGUCCAUAAAGUAACAUUCUUCCGAGUUCGUUUUUAUCAUUCGCAUUUUUGCAAGUUCGUUUUAUAUCAUUCGCAUUCUUGCAAGUUCGUUUUUUAUCAUUCGCGUUCUUGCAAGUUCGUUUUAUAUCAUUCGAAUUCUUGCAAGUUCGUUUUAUAUCAUUCACAUUCUUGCAAGUUCGUUUUAUAUCAUUCACAUUCUUGCAAGUUCGUUUUAUAUCAUUCGCAUUCUUGCAACUGCGUUUAUUCGAAUUCUUGCCGGUGCGUUUUAUCAUUAGCAAGGUCGUUUUAUAUUAUUCGCAUUCUUGCAAAUGCAUUUUAUAUUCUAGCAAAUCCAUUUUGUCAGUGCGAUUCAUAAUAAUUCUUGCUUGUGCGUUUAAUCAUUCGCAUUCUGGACGUUGAAUAAAUGCAAUGAAAGUCAUUCAGUAAAAUGUGAGCGAAGCUAAAUAUUCUACCUUAUCUAAUAAAAAAUUUGGGCGCCAAUUGUCAAGCAAACGCCAGCGUUGUCGUAGUGUGGACGAAAAAUGCAUUACAUCUUUACACUAAAAUUGUAGGCGUAAGAUAGAGAACGACAAACAUCGACCAUCGAAAUCGUUCCCCUCUCUUUCAUUGCGUUGGGACAAAAGAGAGAGAUACGAUAUUACAUUUGCGCCGCCGCUAUUGGUCGAAAAUAUGUCUUUUGACGAUAUAUGUCUUUGUCGCAUAUUUAGCCUAAAACAAUCGACAUGAGACUUAAAGUGCAGUUCGUGUGGAAUAACUUGACACUUGGCUCGAAUGAUGUAUGUACUGUUUGUAUGGUUGUGUUUGGUAGCCAGGUGUCCAGUCAAUGCGCACGAGUUAUAGGUGUGAAACGCGAUUGAGGAACUUUUUGUCAUAUCAUUGAGAUGUCAUUUGAAUAUCCACCAGUACAAAAACGGUGCCCUUAAGUGGAAGUGAAUAAUUGCACUUCUAAUUCACACUCUGCACUCUUCUUUUAAUUCACAAGGCAGAAAUGUGAUUGAAUAAUUAAGCUUAAAUAGCGGAAAUCUGUGUCAAAAUAAACUACAUAUAAAAUUUUAUUAUAAUCAGAGGCACAAUUAUCCGCCCUCUUUAAUAUGACGCGAGUAUAUUAAAGUGGGCGGAUAACUGUGCCUCCGAGUAUAUUUAGUCUGAUUAGCUUUCUAUUAUUAGUCUUGCCACGUUUUAUUUCAUACAGUGAGUUUGAUUUUAGAUUAAUCUCAACAUGCAUUACAAACUGUUCAGUUUUGAGCUGAAUUUUCGAAAUGUACUUUUAGUUACAUUAAAAAGUAUAAUAUAAAAUACCUGUUCUAUAUGGCAAUAAAAUUAAAUGUUAGAUUAUAUUAUUAUUAUUAUUAUAUAGUCAUAUUUUCGAUGUUUGUGAUUUUUGUAUAAAAGGAAACGCUUAAAACGCUUUAUUGAUUUUAUAAAUAAUAAAUUGAAGGGUCGAAAAGUCUCUUUAAAAGAUUUUGGUUUAAAAUAUUUAAUUAAAUUAACCGGCUCCAUAGAUCUCUUUAUUCUGUAUAAAAUAAACUGUACGUAAUACAUUCUUCUAUCGAAACUAAAAAUUGUCGGAGUAUCACACUAAUAUUAGCACACUAAGUCAACUAUGGAGUCGUAAUUUUUCUCUAAACAAUUAUUAGAUGAGAUGUUAUUACCCCUAAAGUCUCGCCAAAUAUCUAAAUCUCUGGAACACAGCUCUGAACGAGACAUGGGAUAUUUAUUUAAAGAAAUUUCUAUAUUCUUAUAUUGUCUACCUAAUCGAAGUGAAAAGCCAUCGCAUAAAACAUAAUUGCAUCCCUCACAUUAGAUAGGGGCAUAUUUAUUUAAUGCGCUGCUCUGUGACAUUGAAUAUGUAGCAGCAUCAUAUGCCUGUAAUUUUACUCACGUCUAUAACCUUUAAAUUGGCUUUUUUAGCUGGCUUUUUACCACCCUGUCGACAAAUACGUACCGCCAAGCAAUUUAGCGUUCCGGUACAAUGUCGUGUAGAAAUCGAAAGGGGUAUGGAUUUUCAUCUUUCUAACAAGAUAGCCCGUUUCCAUCUUAGAUUCCAUCAUCACUUACCAUCAGGUGAGAUUGUAGUCAAACAUAUUGUAAAGACUAAAAAAAUAUUCGACCGCAGUUAUGUAUGAUUUAUUUUAGAAGAUAACAUUAGUAAUGAAUUUUAGGGGUAAUAACAACUCGUUGAUUCUAUAUGGAAUGUCAAGCAAGACAUGGUCAGAAAGCUUCCAAUGCUCUAUAAUUUUAACUUUGCGAGUUACCUAUCUAAAUACCUACUGUGAAAUAACUAUUGUUUAAGUGAAACUUACAAAUGUAAAGGGAGACAUACAAUUUACUUAAGGUAAGUGUAAGCGUGUAUCAUAAAUGGAAUAUUAUUGUGCCUCAAGUGAAUAUAUAGAGAUAUAUUUUUAUUUUAUGCCAAUUUUUUAACUAGUGUUAAGGGCGUUGCGAGCAUUAUACAUCUAUGAGUAUGCAAUAAAUUAUUAUAUAAACAAAAAUAAAA
Molecule: messenger RNA, 6282 nt
Organism: Bicyclus anynana (squinting bush brown)
Lineage: Eukaryota; Metazoa; Arthropoda; Insecta; Lepidoptera; Nymphalidae
Gene: Eaf
Product: ELL-associated factor 1
Exons: 9
Coding region: 204-1319 (371 amino acids)
Biological process (GO): regulation of transcription elongation by RNA polymerase II; positive regulation of DNA-templated transcription
Cellular component (GO): super elongation complex
Molecular function (GO): transcription elongation factor activity
Source: RefSeq, a predicted model, not a curated record